AUGUUGAAGAACAUUCACGAACGUACCGUGAAGAAGGUAAAGGGUAACCACUAUGUGGCAACGCAUGGCCGUGAUACGGUGGAUCUACCGUACGCCCAGGCAAACCGAGGAUACUCCACCGACGGCGAGGACAGCCAACGGGCCCCUUCGGAACGGACCCUGUCCGAGUACACGGUUGCGAACGAGCGGGCAACACCUCCGACAGCACCGGCUCGGAAGUCCCGCUCGGAACACAAGUACCAGAACAACAACAAUGGAGGUCCCCGACCUCUUUCUAGUCCACCGACGCGAGCUCCACCAAGGGCACCGUCGGCGCUCAGUUACGAUCAUGGCGGCGAAACUGGCAGCGACAUCUACGUCACAUCCGCGGCCUACAAGGCACCGUCGGAAAUAAGUCGUUACAGUGCCCACCGAACGCAUCAAUCGCGCGGACCGCGCAGCGUGUACAGUGUUGCCAGUACGGCGAAAACUGGCCGCAGCUCACGGCGACACGGUGCCAAGGUGGAGGCCAUGUCCGCACCGAACCCAUUCUGCCCGAACGUGAAGGGUGUCUGCUGUCUGAUGCUGCUGCUAAACCUGGGGCUGAUACUCAUCACGCUUGGAUUCGUCAUAGUAAUGCAGUUUAUGGAGCCAUUGUUUGUGUGGAUCUUGGGUGUGGUGUUCCUGAUCUUCGGUUUCGGUACACUGAUCGGCAGCAUGAUCUACUGUGUGAUCGUGUGUCGGGAUGCGAAAACACCGUCCCAGCUGAAGAAUGAGGACCUUUACUGGACGAAACAUUGGCAGAAGAGCAUCGGCUACACGCCACAGGAGAUCGACUACAAAACGGAUCGGUUCGAUGAGCGCGACCGAUACUCGGACAGGUUUUCGGUUAGCAAAAUGAGCGGCAAAUACUCCGAUCGUGACAUUACCCGAUACUAA
Anopheles marshallii is the source of this 918-nucleotide messenger RNA. RefSeq lists its product as uncharacterized. Bases 1 to 918 code for a protein of 305 amino acids. The transcript has 4 exons. The record is from RefSeq and is a predicted model, not a curated record. Lineage: Eukaryota; Metazoa; Arthropoda; Insecta; Diptera; Culicidae.